CGGACCGCGUCCCGGAAGUGACGCGACGGCGGCGACGGGGCGCGCAGCUCCGCGGGGCGGCGGCGGUAGCGGCCAUGGCGCACAUCACAAUCAACCAGUACCUGCAGCAGGUCUAUGAAGCAAUUGACACCAGAGACGGGUCAUCCCUUGCAGAGCUGGUGUCUUUCAAGCACCCUCAUGUUGCCAACCCACGGCUUCAGAUGGCCUCUCCAGAAGAGAAGUGUCAACAAGUUUUGGAACCCCCUUAUGACGAAAUGUUUGCAGCUCAUUUAAGGUGCACGUACGCGGUGGGGAACCACGACUUCAUAGAGGCGUACAAGUGCCAGACCGUCAUUGUCCAAUCAUUCCUACGGGCAUUUCAGGCCCACAAAGAAGAAAACUGGGCUCUGCCUGUCAUGUAUGCAGUGGCACUUGACCUUCGAAUAUUUGCCAAUAAUGCAGAUCAGCAGCUGGUAAAGAAAGGAAAGAGCAAAGUUGGGGACAUGCUGGAGAAGGCGGCCGAGCUGUUGAUGAGCUGCUUCCGCGUCUGCGCCAGCGACACCCGUGCGGGCAUAGAGGACUCCAAGAAGUGGGGCAUGCUGUUUCUGGUGAAUCAGUUAUUCAAGAUCUAUUUUAAGAUCAACAAGCUCCAUUUGUGUAAACCGCUCAUCCGAGCCAUCGACAGCUCAAACCUGAAAGACGACUACAGCACUGCACAGAGGGUGACGUACAGGUACUAUGUGGGGCGGAAGGCCAUGUUCGACAGCGACUUCAAGCAAGCUGAGGAGUACCUGUCCUUUGCUUUUGAGCACUGCCACCGUUUGAGCCAGAAGAACAAAAGGAUGGUCCUCAUUUAUCUCCUUCCUGUGAAGAUGCUCCUGGGUCACAUGCCAACCAUUGAGCUCCUGAGGAAGUACCAUCUCAUGCAGUUUGCGGAGGUGACCGAAGCUGUGAGAACUAAUGGCGUUUCGACGCGCUCUCGUCCCGGACGUUGUUCUGACUGUGUCUGUGCGUCUGUCCCGCCGCCCAGCGAAGGCAACCUCCUCCUCCUGAACGAGGCUCUGGCCAAGCACGAGACCUUCUUCAUCCGGUGCGGCAUUUUCCUCAUCCUCGAGAAGCUGAAGAUUAUCACCUACAGGAACCUCUUUAAGAAAGUGUACCUGUUACUCAAGACGCACCAGCUGUCUCUGGAUGCGUUCCUGGUUGCCUUGAAGUUCAUGCAGGUGGAGGACGUGGACAUCGCCGAGGUCCAGUGCAUCCUGGCCAACCUGAUCUACAUGGGUCACAUUAAAGGCUACAUCUCGCACCAGCACCAGAAGCUGGUUGUCAGCAAGCAGAACCCGUUCCCCCCGCUGUCCACGGUGUGCUGACCCCGCCCCCGGCCCCGGGGACAGGGAGCCGGGCCAUCCUGGUUCGUAUGCUGCCGAGAACUCGUUCUCCGCGGCUGGAGUCUCUCGGGUCUUUCCCGGGGGAGGCUGAGACCUCAGUGUCUCUGCCAUCACGGCUGACGGAUAUGCACCUCACGGAGGCCUGGCAUCCCCUUCCCAGA
Messenger RNA from Delphinapterus leucas (beluga whale), 1528 nucleotides. The record is from RefSeq and is a predicted model, not a curated record. NCBI's taxonomy places the organism in Eukaryota, Metazoa, Chordata, Mammalia, Artiodactyla, Monodontidae.